Molecule: messenger RNA, 2291 nt
Organism: Coccinella septempunctata (seven-spotted ladybird)
Lineage: Eukaryota; Metazoa; Arthropoda; Insecta; Coleoptera; Coccinellidae
Product: retinaldehyde-binding protein 1-like
Exons: 5
Coding region: 814-1812 (332 amino acids)
Cellular component (GO): membrane
Molecular function (GO): phosphatidylinositol bisphosphate binding
Source: RefSeq, a predicted model, not a curated record
GGUAUACUCUUAUGAAAAUAUCUGAGCGUUGUUUUUCUCUAUGGACGAUUCAAAAUGUUCAUUGAAACAAUUCAAUACGCCCCUGUAGAGCCAACCAUUUCACUGAUAAACAUAUUUUGAUUAGUCAUUUCCAAAAUUCAGGGAGGCGUCGAAAAAACCAGGUUAAGCACCGAAAAAUGAGCUGGUUGCGCUUCUUUGCCCAAUUCCAACGUAAAAACAAUAGAAUUCGGCCGAAAUUAAGGCGAAGAACUGCGGAGCACUUUCAAUAUAAAAGAGGAACAACGGUCUCACUAAAAACAUUGCAUGAGAGAACCGAGCCGGAGUAAUUUCAUUUGCAGAAUCUCAAUUACAAUUUCUUUCCUCGCAGAAGUAGGUUAGAGAAAGUUUACGUUUCAACUUGAAACUGCCGCUGAAUUCAGUUUAACAUUGACUCCAGUGUUGUUCUGUGUACCAUCAACAACAUAAGGUGAGUCAAUUCGUUCGCAAAACACUCUGAAUCGCUCUUCGAAACUUUUCACCUGUUGCUAUCUACUUCCGAACUCCCUUCGAUUAUCACCUUUUCAUUCUCUCGAUUCCUAUUGCUUCAACCGACCCUCACGAUCUCCAAGAAGGAUUUGACUUAUUUACUAUAAGUUCAACUAGUUCAGGUUGCGUUUUUUAAAAUAAUCAAGGACUUAUUUAUAUCAUAAAUAUGACAUAGAUUCGAUAGAUUAGUCAUUUCAAGUCAAUAUCGAGUUGUACUUAUUGUUGUUAACAAAUGUAGUAACCUCAAGCUUUCGGUGUAAUUUAGUUUCAGUGGAAAUUGCAAGAAUAAUGAAAGUAAUGAGAUUUAUCCCAGUGAAUUAUCAUGGAAAAAUGGGUUUGGGUGGUGACAGCUCAGUUGAAGAAUACGUCUUCCAGCUACCCGAAUCUGAGAAAAAGAAGGCGCAAGAGGAACUGCGUGAAGAUGAAAGCAUAAGGAAACAAUCUUUAGACCAACUCAGAGAAUGGAUCCUCAAACACCCCAAUAUCAAAAAAUGCCGUACUGACGCCCCUUUCCUGCUUCGCUUUUUGAGGACAAAGAAGUUCAGCGUUCCCCAAGCAUCAGAGAUGUUGGAAAGAUACCUCACCAUCCGUCAACUCUACCCACAGUGGUUCACCAAACUGGACCCUGAAGAUCCCGAACUGGCCGAAAUCAUCGACGCCGGUUACCUUGUUCCACUGCUGGAAAGGGACGAGGGAAAGUUGGUCCUGUUCAGCAACGCCGGAAAAUUCGAUCCUCACAAAUUCACCUCUGCGCACAUGGUGAGGGUGCACAGCAUGGUCACAGAGGCUCUUAUGGACGAUGAGGUCAACCAGAUCAACGGUUACACUUACAUCAACGACGAAAGCGGAUUUCAGAUGUCGCAUAUAUCGCUCUGGUCUUUAACCGAUAUUAGGAACAUUUUGAGAUGCAUUCAGAACACCACUCCGAUGCGUCAUAAGGCCAACCACUUCUUGAACAUCAGCUCUAGCGCUAUAAAAUUAAUAGAAUUCGCAAUUUCCCUGCUCAACGAGAAGCUGAAAAACAGAAUAUUCAUUUACAAAUCUCUCGACGAACUACAUGCGAAGAUCGACAAAAAAAUUCUUCCUAAGGAAUAUGGUGGCGAGGUUCCCUUAGCCGAUAUGCUGGAGGGAUUCAAGAAGCAACUGAAAUCCAAAAGGGACGAUUUGUUAGCCUUAGACGACAUGUAUAUAGAAAUUGACGAGAAAACUUGUCCUUUAGUUUCCGAAAUGAACGAAGAACUUGGAAUCGGUUUGGACGGCAGUUUCAAGAAAUUGACUGUGGACUGAACUGUUUUUGUUAAAGUUUUACUCUUUUGUUAGAAUAUGAAACAAUCGUUCAUAAUGGUAGAGAGGUUCAUUUUUAUCUUCUUUUUGUGAUAACUUGUCUUUGGAUCUUUCUCACUCCUUUCUAUUUUUCUUAAGAAUCACUCGAUCAUCCAUCAUCUCUUCGAACAUCAUCAUUUUCCUUGUUUUCCCCCAUCAAUUCUUUCAUUCAUCUUAUAGUCUAGUCAUCAUGUGGUAGCUUAUUUAGAAUAUUCGUUUGAUUGAUCUAUUUUUUUCAAUAAUUAAUGAUUUAUUUAAGUUAUUAUUUAGGUUGAAAUAUUGAGGACAUUUGCCUCAGCCUUGGUGGAAUAAAGUUACCCAUCUUUAUUAUUCAUUAUUUUUUGUUACUGUAAUUUUACUAUUGUUCAUGACAAAAUCUCUAUGUAUGUUUUGGUCUCAAAACAAUGAAUUCAUUAUGAGACCGCAAUAAAAAGUUUUCUCAA